AUGGCGAUGCUCACAUCCCGCAUCAACCUCCUGCCGACCUCGAGGGCACUCGCGAGCGGCGUACCCCUCGCGCCCAAGAUUUCGUUUGCGGUCCCCUCGGCGGGUCAUGAGCACGGUGGACGGGCGGAUGCGAUCCCCAAGUUUGCUGGGAGGAGUACUGGCGUUCUAAGCUUGAGCCGCGUCAACGCCCUCCCCACAUCACCUUCCUCCCCACGGUACAUCCACACCUCCCCCCGCACUCCCGCAUCCGCCACCAACGCCAACGGCGUCCCCGAUUUCUCCCCGUACCGCGCGAAGGGUCAGGGCGAGACCAACAAGACCUUGUCGUAUUUCAUGGUCGGAUCGCUCGGUGUGCUCGCUGCCAGCGGAGCCAAGAGCACCGUCGCGGAUAUCCUGAGUAACAUGGCGGCGUCGGCGGAUGUGUUGGCUUUGGCCAAGAUUGAGGUCGAGAUGAAGUCUAUUCCGGAGGGCAAGAACCUCAUCGUCAAGUGGCGAGGAAAGCCCGUCUUCAUCCGUCACCGGACGGCGGACGAGAUUGACGAGGCCAACCAGGUCGACGUCAAGACAUUGCGGGACCCCCAGGCGGACGAUGAUCGUGUUCAGCGGCCAGAGUGGCUGGUCAUGUUGGGUGUCUGCACACAUCUCGGUUGUGUCCCCAUCGGCGAGGCAGGUGACUACGGAGGAUGGUUCUGCCCUUGCCACGGUUCCCACUACGAUAUCUCGGGCCGUAUCCGUCGUGGACCGGCACCGCUCAACCUCGAAAUCCCAGAAUAUCAGUUCAACGAUGAUGAGGAGAAGCUUGUCAUUGGUUAG
Messenger RNA from Dioszegia hungarica, 813 nucleotides. RefSeq names its product Rieske [2Fe-2S] iron-sulfur domain-containing protein. The record is from RefSeq and is a predicted model, not a curated record. Gene Ontology annotation, biological process: mitochondrial electron transport, ubiquinol to cytochrome c. Gene Ontology annotation, cellular component: membrane. Gene Ontology annotation, molecular function: quinol-cytochrome-c reductase activity; 2 iron, 2 sulfur cluster binding. Bases 1 to 813 code for a protein of 270 amino acids. The transcript is spliced from 5 exons. NCBI's taxonomy places the organism in Eukaryota, Fungi, Basidiomycota, Tremellomycetes, Tremellales, Bulleribasidiaceae.